Molecule: messenger RNA, 1221 nt
Organism: Symbiodinium natans
Lineage: Eukaryota; Dinophyceae; Suessiales; Symbiodiniaceae
Source: the annotation of a GenBank genome assembly
AUGGAUGUGAAAACAGUGUCAGACCUCCUGGCAUGGACAUCCGAAGAAAAUUACGAGGUCGUCCUGUAUCAGCUGCCAGCCGCGUUGUCUCUCUUGUCAGACCUGAGUCGGCCAUACUUCCUGCCCAGAGUGCUGUCAGAGCACGGUCACGAGGAUCAGGCUCUGCGCAUUCGUGUGAAAACCAUGUUUCCGAUGCCGUGGGUCAGUUUUGGGCACCAGUCAGACUCGUCAGACACCAUCACGGGCAAAAAAUGUCAGACGAUGCUGCUGGCACACACAAUCUGGAAGAACAAGGACAGCUGGGCAUUCUUGCGUCAGACAAGCCUCUGUGAAGCCACAAAGUCCGCCACAGUCGUUGUGGUGCACUUCAGUGUGCCUUGUAACAAAGGCACAGCGAUGGAGCUAUCCUUUGCGUCAGACGUGGAUGCCAACACAGUGUUUGAGGGCAAGACAUUGAAGCUACAGGACUGGUUUCCGACCUCCGCUUUGCUGCAGUCAGACUCCACAGGCUACAUCUGCAUGUCUCUUGUCAGACACAGCAUUGUCAUGAGCUUAAGUUUGUGCAUCGGGGCUAACAUGUGGUGCGACAAGGAGAAGCCGUCCAUGGGCUCCGAAACCAUCAAGAAAAUGAAAGACGUCAAUGCCUCUUUGCACCGCUGCCUGGAAAAUUGGAUUUCUGAUGGUGGUUGCAACAGCAAGACAGAGCAGAAAAUGCAGAAGUAUGACAAGGACGAGCUUCAUGAACAAUCUCGCUCAGGUGCUGCCCGACCUUCUUCGGCGGCAUCGAGUAGCAACAUGAAGGAAGCGUCAGACGCAGUCAUGGCCGAGAAUCAUGAAGUCGACCCGCCUGUUCUUGUCAGCCAGAAGCGGCAACGAGUGCAGGACGCGAUCGCGUAUCUGGACAGGAUGAAGCCCGCCAACCAGAGUGCGCUGUUCAUGGAUGCAGCUCGUAAGAAGGUGCGAGUCAUUGAUUCCGGGCUGGAGACUGUGGCUUCUUUUCUGACACCUGGAAGUACAAUGCUGACUAAGACAAAACGUGAUGUCAGACAGAUGACGUUGGGCGAGACGAGCCGCCUGCAUGGCUGCUGUUUGGACUUUAGUCUGUGCAAGCCGUCAUACAGUUCGCACACACUGGCCAACAUGGCCUCAGUUCCCACAGCUGCGACAAUGUUGCUCCUAGCCUGUCAGACCAUGGCCUUGGUCAAAGAGAACGACAUGUGA